Molecule: messenger RNA, 582 nt
Organism: Lolium rigidum
Lineage: Eukaryota; Viridiplantae; Streptophyta; Magnoliopsida; Poales; Poaceae
Product: 60S ribosomal protein L35-2
Exons: 4
Coding region: 65-433 (122 amino acids)
Biological process (GO): translation; maturation of LSU-rRNA from tricistronic rRNA transcript (SSU-rRNA, 5.8S rRNA, LSU-rRNA)
Cellular component (GO): ribosome; cytosolic large ribosomal subunit
Molecular function (GO): mRNA binding; structural constituent of ribosome
Source: RefSeq, a predicted model, not a curated record
CUCAUUUUCCUCUUUCCCCCGCCGCCGCCGCUGCCACCGCCGCUAGACCAGCUCGCCGACCGCAAUGGCCCGCAUCAAGGUGCACGAGCUGCGGGGGAAGAACAAGGCGGACCUCCAGGGUCAGCUCAAGGACCUCAAGGCGGAGCUCUCCCUCCUCCGCGUCGCCAAGGUCACCGGUGGCGCCCCCAACAAGCUCUCCAAGAUCAAGGUGGUCCGCACCUCCAUCGCGAGGGUGCACACGGUGAUCUCGCAGAAGCAGAAGUCUGCGCUGCGUGAGGCCUACAAGAACAAGCGGCUCCCGCUCGACCUCCGCCCCAAGAAGACCCGCGCCAUCCGCAGGCGUCUGACCAAGCACCAGCUCUCUUUGAAGACCGAGAGGGAGAAGAAGCGUGAGAAGUACUUCCCGAUGAGGAAGUAUGCUAUCAAGGCUUAGGUUAUAAGAGUAUGCGUCACUGGUUAAGUUUUGCCCAGAAGUUGCCUGAAUUUUAUGUUCUGUGCGGACUGCACCAUCACCUAAGUACAAUGUAUUUGAUCUACUCUAUGAGAUGUCAACGUUUGCUUAUUAACUCUAUGUUCUGGUUA